Lachnellula hyalina is the source of this 663-nucleotide messenger RNA. RefSeq names its product Carboxypeptidase Y inhibitor. The transcript has 3 exons. Gene Ontology annotation, biological process: regulation of Ras protein signal transduction; regulation of proteolysis. The record is from RefSeq and is a predicted model, not a curated record. The annotation marks the transcript as partial. Gene Ontology annotation, molecular function: peptidase inhibitor activity; phospholipid binding. NCBI's taxonomy places the organism in Eukaryota, Fungi, Ascomycota, Leotiomycetes, Helotiales, Lachnaceae.
ACCCAUCACCAGCUCCAAGAACGACCAGCUCGACCGAGUCAGACAUGCGUAAGUCACUUCCACUCCCACCGAACUUCAACUCACGUUACUUACACACUAUAUAGCUUGAAGAAAGCCUCCAUCAUCCCCGACAUAGUCGAUGACUUCCACCCAAAAUGCUUCAUUCUCCCCACCUACGGCCACGGCAAACAUUCACAGCCCAUUUUCCCAGGCAAGAAGCUCAAAGUAUCCAAGACCAAGGAAAAGCCUUCUCUCAAGGUGUAUUGUCCGGACAUGAAGUCUACGACCGGCCUGACAAUUGCACUUACGGAUCCGGAUGCGCCGUCGAGGGGAUUUCCGAAAUGGAGUGAAAUGUGUCAUUGGAUCGCACCAGUCUCCGAAGCCGUGAGACUCCUUGAAUCAGAUUUUGCCUCGAGAUUCGAAUUUGAUAUCGAUACCACAAAAGUCGAGGAUUUAGUCAAAUACAAAGCACCAGGCCCACCCCCAAGAACAGGCUACCACCGCUACGUCUUCAUCCUCCUCGAAGGCCCCAACACAAAUCUCACCCUCCCAGAAACACGCCAACACUGGGGAACCGGUAAGGAAGGCCAUGGUGUUAGAGAUUGGGCGAAGACGGAAGGGUUAGUGGUCGUUGGAGGGAAUUAUUUCAAGGAGAAGCAGUGA